GAAGAGAAGGGUCCGCUCCCGCCGCCAUCUUGUUACAGCAUCCGCAGACUGGUCGCGUCGAGCCUCGCAGGAUCGGAGGUGAAUCCCGCCGAAGGGGCGCCAUCAUGCCCGGACACUUGCAGGAAGGCUUCGGCUGCGUCGUCACCAACCGGUUCGACCAGCUAUUUGACGACGAGUCCGACCCGUUCGAGAUCCUGAAAGCCGCCGAGAGCAAGAAGAAGGAGGCGGCCGCCGCCGGCUCCAAGACCGCGGCUCAGGCCGCCAAGCAGCCCAGGAAGGAGUCGCAGAAGGACCGGAAAAACCCACUGCUGGACAAGAAGGAGGAGAGCCAGGCUCCGGCGCCGCUCAAGAAAGAAGGCAUCAGGCGGGUGGGCCGGCGACCGGACCAGCAGGGCCAGGUGGGACCCCAACACCUGGGGGGGCAGGGUGAGGGGCGGCCCGGAGACAAGAGGCCGGACCGGAGACCACCGCGCGAGCGCCGGUAUGAGAAGCCUGCCGAGGACAAGCCCGAGGGAGCCGGAGAGUUUUCUGCAGACAAGCCUUCUGGAGACCGGCCCCCAAGAGGGCGUGGUGGCGGCCGCGGCGGGCGUGGGGGACGAGGGCGGGGCAUGGGCCGAGGAGACGGCUUUGACUCGCGCGGGAAACGGGAUUUUGAAAGACACAGCACCAGCGACAAGUCCAAUGUAAAAACUGAGGAAAAGCGUAGUGGGAGUGGAUCACACAACUGGGGCACCACCAAGGAUGAAGUCAAUGAGGCUGAACAGACUGCUGCUCCUGAGACGACUCCAGAGGGGGAGGAAACUGCACCAGCCGGCUCUGAGAACAAAGAGAAUGAGGUGGAAGAGGUGAAAAAUGAAGGCCCCAAAGAGAUGACCCUGGACGAGUGGAAGGCCAUGCAGGACAAGGAGCGCACCAAGGUGGAGUUCAACAUCCGCAAGCCCAACGAGGGAGCCGACAGCCAGUGGAAGAAGGGAUACGUCCUGCACAAGUCCAAGAGUGAAGAUAGACCAGUCGGAGCUUUGAUUGAUGCCCCGGAGGUGGAUCCAGAAGCACAGACCGUGUAUCAAAAGCCGCAGGGAACCCUCGACGAGUCCAGCGACCACCACUUCCGCAAGCCGGCCAACGACAUCACCUCCCAGCUGGAGAUCAACUUCGGAGACCUGGGCCGUCCCGGCCGCGGCCGCGGCGGCGCUCGUGGAGGGAGAGGAGGCCGUGGCGGCGGCGGCGGCGGCGGCCGGGACGGCGGCGGGGGGGGAGGAGGCAGCAGGCCGAGCCGCGGGGGAGGCCGGUCCGAAAAGGUUGGUGGAGCGUCGGUCCCCAACGUGGAUGAUCCGGAGGCGUUCCCGGCCCUGGCCUAGAGGCCCGGUCUCCCACCACCAGCCCCCCACCCGCCCCUCCGGGCCCUCCUCUACGAGGCUUGCAUGCUUACCACAUCUUCAAGUAAUUAAGAAAAAUAAGAGGAAAAAAAAAGACAAAAAGAGACUGUCAUCCCCCCCAUACCACUCACAACACCAGAGGACUAAAAUUUUAUGUUUUAAAGAACAAAAGAUGAAAAAGAAAAAAAAAAGGCGGGAAAAAGGACCUCUUGUUACACUGAAGUUUUGUAUUUAGGAACAUGAAAGCAGGGAUGUUUUCUGUUUUUCUUUUCAGAGAUUAUGCAUCCUUCAUUGAUAUUUUUGUGCUGCUUGAAUUUAUGCAUUUCUACAACUAGGUUGAAGCGUGUGCAUCUCUUCAGAAGCUUUCGUUGGUUUCAUUUUAUUACCCCGGUGACUUCUGCUCAGUUUUAUGAGGUCACUCGUAGGUUUUCUACUCGAGCGUUACCGUUUCAGUAUAUACACGCUGACGUGGUAGCAUACACUACAGAGAAAAAAACCCAACUUGUUCUAGGUUACUAGAUGUCCGAUGUACAUUUAAAAAUGUAAUUAUUUGGGUCUUGAUCGCUCAUCCCUCUGUGAGGCACAAAUUCAGGAUGGGUGACCAGCGAAGUGACUUCAUGCUAGAGUUCGGUAUCCGUCUGCUUGUCGUGCAGUGAUAUAUUUUUUUUAUUUUAUUAUAUUUUAUCUUCUUGUGGACCAUUGGUUAGUAAUGCCUUGUCUCCCCUGAUCCAGAUGUGCUGCCUGUGUUUUCAGGGUGCCCCGGGGCCCAGUGUAUCUUUAGGCUGGUCCUCUUAGGUCACGCAGACUAUCUGUACCUUCUGGACCACUAACUAUUAUUAUUAUUAUUAUUAUUAUUAUUAUUAUUUUGUUUUUUGUCUUUCUGUCUUGUCAGUGUCUGUCUGUGUGUGUGUCUGAGUGUGUGUUUGUGUCUGAGUGUGUGUGUGUGUGCGUGUGCGCAGCCAAGUGUGAGAUUGAAUGUGUGGAUUUGACAGCUAGUUACUUAGAAUUUAAGUAUUUCUCUGCUUUGAACUUGUUUGUUUCUCAUAGAGUGCAAGUUCUCGCCUGAAAUAGUUCAUAUUGUCUUUUGAGAAGUGAUUGUUGACGUGUAGACGACGACGACGAUGAUAAAAAGGACCAUGGACAUAUCUUGCUCCUACAGUAUCUGUACUGUCAAAGCAAUUUUAUCGACGCCAAGCCUCAGAUGUUUUUUUUUUCCUCUUCUCCUUUGAAGCCCAUACUUGCUGUUUUUUCUUCUUCAAAUCAGUGCAGGAGCAUCCGUGCAUUUUUUCUUUUUUUUUUUUCUUUCUGAAAGCAAUCUCAGCUGUCAUUGUGAAUUAAUCAUGAGCCACAGAAUGUAAUGUAAGCUAAUGUUGCUUUCAGCCACCUGUGUCAGCAUUUCCAGUAAGCAUUUUCUUUUAAUCAAUGGAUUAUAUUUCACAAAUGGGUUUGAAAACGGGGAGGAGGGAGUGUACAUUUUAAAAAUACAGAUUCAAUUUUAAAGCUUUACAUGUUGUGCUCUGCAAAAAAACGCUUGCUGGCAGUGUGCCGAUACAGACGGCUGGAGCAGUUUUCUUGUAGGACCGUCUGAGCCACAUGAAGACGAAACUUUCUGCAAACAUCCCUGUUCUAAUAAAUUGCUUUAGAGGUGUUAA
Messenger RNA from Cololabis saira (Pacific saury), 3028 nucleotides. Its product is annotated as SERPINE1 mRNA-binding protein 1-like. The coding region runs from base 105 to 1358 and encodes 417 amino acids. The record is from RefSeq and is a predicted model, not a curated record. Gene Ontology annotation, cellular component: cytoplasm; nucleus. The transcript is spliced from 9 exons. Gene Ontology annotation, molecular function: mRNA 3'-UTR binding. Lineage: Eukaryota; Metazoa; Chordata; Actinopteri; Beloniformes; Belonidae.